Molecule: messenger RNA, 603 nt
Organism: Hemisphaericaspora subhashii
Lineage: Eukaryota; Fungi; Ascomycota; Pichiomycetes; Serinales; Debaryomycetaceae
Exons: 1
Coding region: 1-603 (200 amino acids)
Biological process (GO): late endosome to vacuole transport; endosome transport via multivesicular body sorting pathway; protein transport
Cellular component (GO): ESCRT III complex; multivesicular body
Source: RefSeq, a predicted model, not a curated record
AUGGCAGGAUUAGAACAGUCAUUAUUCCAAUUAAAAUUCACAGCAAAGCAAUUAAAUAGACAAGCAUCAAAAGCAGCUAAAGAAGAAUUACAAGAAAAGGCAAAAAUCAAAAAAGCAUUAACUCAAGGUAAUAAUGACAUUGCCCAAUUAUAUGCCCAGAACGCUAUACGUAAAUCCAACGAAAGAGUGAAUCUUUUGAGGUUGGCUUCAAGAAUAGAUGCAGUUGCUUCUAGAGUCCAAACUGCGGUUACCAUGCGAUCAGUCACUGGUAAUAUGACCCAAGUCAUUAGAGGUAUGGAUAGAGCAUUACAAACAAUGAAUUUAGAGAAGAUUUCGUUAGUUAUGGAUAAAUUUGAAACUCAAUUUGAAGAUUUGGAUGCAUCGACUAAUUAUUAUGAAACUACUACUAAUAAUGUAAAUGCAUUAACUACCCCACAAGAGCAAGUUGAUGAAUUGUUGAAUCAAGUUGCCGAUGAAGCAGGUAUUGAAAUGAAACAAGGAUUGAAUGAAACUAAAGUGGAAAUAACUACUCCAGUACCAAAUACUGUUUCAGAAGAGAAAGAAGAUAGAUUAGCAGAAAGAUUAAGAGCAUUAAGGAAUUAA